CCAUAGCUGCCUCCUGGGCAUUGAGGCUUGUGGGCGGUGCAGGGUGCAGUCAGGGCUGCCCUGGUGUGGUUGCCUCAGGGGAGGGUUUCAUUUCUUGUCCAUCCUCUCAAUCCCAGGUGAUGUCGGACCCCCAGCAGCAGCCCAAGAUCAUGGCUAAAGUCCCCAGUGAGGUCCGAGUGCCACCCAGGACCCGGUGUCCGCUGUGCACGGAGCUGUUCUUAGCUCCCAAAAUCCUGCCAUGCCUGCACACCUUCUGCCUGCCCUGCCUGGAGCAGCUGGAGCCCUUCUCGGUGCUGGGCUUCCAGGGAGAUUGCAGCUCGGACUCCAGUUCAGACCGUUCAUGCCUCCUCCGGGACCUGCCACAGCCCCUGCUCAGCAUCCUUUGUCCCGUCUGCGACACGGAGGUCGAUUUGCCCCCUGGAGGGAUUCAGGAACUGACCACAGAUUACCUGGCCCUGAACGAGGUGCUGCUGGAGACGCUGCAGGCACAAGGCCAUGGGGUAGUGUGUGAUCUCUGCGUGGAUGGGGAGGCAGCGAAGCGCUGUCACACCUGCAAAGCCAACCUCUGCCACUUCUGCAGCCAAGCCCACAGGAGACAGAGGAAAACAGCUUCCCAUGCUGUGGUGGACAUGGAGGACCUGAAGGGCUACAACCGGAUCGGGAAGCCCAUGCUGUGCCCAUCCCACCCCUCCGAGGAACUAAAACUGUUCUGUGAGCGGUGUGACCAGCCUGUGUGUCGGGACUGUGUGGUGGACAAGCACCGGCAGCACCCUUAUGACUUCACCAGCAACGUCAUCCAUAAGCAUGGUGACUCCAUGAGGGAACUCUUGAAGAGCACCCAGCAGCAGGUGGGCACCCUGGAAGAGGCACUGCAUCAGGUUGAAGGGGUGGGCAGCACCAUCCACAGUCAUGCGGAGGCAGUGGCUGCAGAGAUCCACGCAUUUGCAGAUGGAUACAUACGGGCUAUUGAAGAGCACCGGGACCGGCUGCUGAAGCAGCUGGAUGACUUGAAGGUGCAGAAGGAGAACCUGUUGCACUUGCAAAAAGCACAACUGGAGCAGCUGCUGUUGGACAUGAGGACGGGGGUGGAGUUUACAGAACACCUACUGACCAAUGGCUCUGACCUGGAGAUCCUCAUCACAAAAAGGGUGGUGGCGAGCCGGCUGAAGAGGCUGAUCAGAGUGGAUUACAGUGUGCACCCUGGAGGGGAUGAUGGGAUCCAGUUCUCUCCCCAAGAGAAGGCUGGGCAGUACCAUGGCUAUGAGAUUUUUGGGGCUGUUGUCAACAAGGCAGUUGAUCCAGCCAAGUGUGUCCUGCAAGGGGAAGAUCUCCACCAUGCCCGUCAGAAUCAGUCAGCCAGUUUUACUCUACUCUGCUAUGAUGCACUGGGGGAGCAGAUGGGGAGAGGAGGAGAGUUCGUCAGGGUCACAAUUGUUCACAAGGAUAAGAAGGACUGUGCAAUCAAGCCAGCCAUCUGUGAUAAUGGCGAUGGGACCUACCAUGUUUCUUAUACCCCAGAGGUGCUGGGCACAUACAUUGUCUGCGUCUCUGUCAAAGGGCAGCAUGUGCAGGGCUCUCCAUUCACUUUAACUGUGAAGAACAAAUUCCGGAAGCACCAGGGUGUGUUUCACUGCUGCACAUUCUGCUCCAGUGGAGGCCAGAAAGCUGCUCGCUGUGCCUGUGGUGGGACCAUGCCAGGUGGAUUCCAAGGCUGCGGCCAUGGGCACAAAGGUCACCCCGGUUCUCCCCACUGGUCAUGCUGUGGAAAAGUUGUUGAACACUCUGAGUGCCCCGGUGGGCCACUGGGUAAGACUCUGCAGCGGAGCCUGCUCAGAACUGUAGCACUUUGACAGAUGACAAAGUCCCCACAGACCUGGAGUGUCUCUGCUGGCUGGGACUCAUGUCUGUCUCAGCAGGGUCACAGAGACGGUAUGUGUUGCCAGGAAGCACCUUGCUGAGACACAGAGCUGCUGUGGGGUGUGCUAGGAAAGAGAGACCUGUUAAAAUAAAUACAUGCCUUAUAUUUUGCCUGGGGGAUAUCUGUGAGCACUUGUUUUCACAUGUGGUUAGAAUGAACUGUGGGAAGCACAACACUGACUGCUGCUCAGUGAGAACAAGGAAUUUGGUAACUAGGCACUGAAUUCCAAUCCCAAGUGAACAGUCAUGGGGAGGAAGGAUCAGCACAUGCAGGAAGGUGAAGUUACCUCCCAGAGAGGGUCAAGACGCAUCUUGUUCUACAAGGUUGACAUUCUCUGCCUCUGCUCCCUUUCUCUGUUCUCAGCACAUAGUUGUGAAGAGACCAAAGGUCCUGGUUUGGUUGCAUUCCUAGAGCUUUUCUGUACAUGCUUAGGAAAGGCUUGGCACAUGACUUAUUCCUUCUGCCUCUGCCAGACACAGUACUAGAUUCUGAUCUCAUUUGUGUGGAUACAUCACAAUUGCACUCAAUAGAUCCACUAUUUUGCCUGCAAGCUGUACUCUCCCUCAUGCCUCUAGGUGUGCUGCCUCAGCCUGAUCUUUUUAGGUCCCACAAACUACACAGAAUCAGGCUAGAUUGAUACCUGGUUAUGUAAAAUCCAGGGGAAGCCUCUGGGACUGGAGGAGAGGGUGUUGAUGAUUAAGUUAGAGGGUGCGUUACCAGCUGAGUCAGUGUUACACCUGUUUUGCACUGUGGUGGUAUGAGACACUGCAGCUGGAAAUGGAGUGAGACACUGAAGUGAAUGCACCUGUUGCACGUGGAGAAGCUGGGGGCAAUCUGAGUGCUCAGGUAUGCCUCCUAGCAAGUGGCAGAAGAGGAGCUUCCACAGAACUUUGGCCAGUGUAGAAAACCAGCAGAAGAAAUUACCUGAAUUGAGCCAUGCCCCUUGCUUUAGAUCACAUGAGCUUCUUGCUUCUGCUUUUUUGGUUCCUCUUUGGCAGAGUCCCAUAGGGAUUAUGCUGUUUUUCAUCUGCAGGGUGGCAUUACAUUCUUCUCACAGCUGGGAAAGCUAGAAAAGAGAAAUGGCUUCCCCUUCUUUGUAGGCCACUGGGACAAAUGCAGCAGGAUGUCGUUGUAAGGCUGAACUGUGACUACAUUUGGAUUUCACCUACUUGCCUGAAGUGCUUGUUAAUAACAGGUCUAAAUGCUCAGGAGUUACCUAGUGUUUUGUGGAAUUAAAACUUUUUAGCAUUCACAUUUAAUAACUCUCUUGUAAAGUUACUAGGGACUUUGGUUUGUUAAUUCUCUUUCUACAUUUUAAAUCAGCUGAAUGUGAGCAGUGCCCAUUAAGCUUUGGGGUUCCAGCCCCUCGUACCCCAGCUGCUAGUUCCCCUACUCUGCAGUAAGUCCCACUGCUGCCAUCUGUGUGUGUGCUGGGUCCACGUAUUGACAUGUUGGACCCUUGGGAGUAAGGUAUGCUCUAUGCCCAGACUUGAACAAUCUGUCAUACCCAGGCAGAUGUGCGUGGACUCUUAUCACUUGCACAAAUCUUGUGAGGAGGUAGUAUAUUAGGGCCCACCACAGAAGCAGCUGGGGUUCCUCAUGCAAUCCAGGACUGAGAAGGGGACCUGCUUGAGGUGUGGACAGAAAUAAACCAGUCGGUUUUAUUGAGGUAGGGGCAGUACACAAGUUUACAUAGCAACAGUGUGAUUCUUGUUUAUGAAUAAUAACUGUCAUAAAUAUUAACUAAUAAAAAAUGGUUGGGGCAUUGCUCAGCCAAGCCUU
Gavialis gangeticus (Gharial) is the source of this 3700-nucleotide messenger RNA. It is a transcript of the gene TRIM45, whose product is annotated as tripartite motif containing 45. The coding region runs from base 120 to 1850 and encodes 576 amino acids. The transcript has 6 exons. Gene Ontology annotation, molecular function: zinc ion binding; protein binding; ubiquitin-protein transferase activity. Gene Ontology annotation, cellular component: nucleoplasm; chromatin. NCBI's taxonomy places the organism in Eukaryota, Metazoa, Chordata, Crocodylia, Gavialidae. The record is from RefSeq and is a predicted model, not a curated record. Gene Ontology annotation, biological process: positive regulation of DNA-templated transcription.